CUUCCAGAUCCCGUGGAAGCACGCCGCCCGUCACGGAUGGAGCAUCGACCGGGAUGCUACACUCUUCAGGAGCUGGGCCAUGCACACAGCUCAUUCCAGUCGUUGGAAGCACCGAACUGGAAUAAGGAGUGGCCAAAGGAGGUGUGAGCUUUGGGAAUAACUAUAGAGAUGAAGUUACUGGAAGGUAAAUCGCGCUGGUUGUUGGAAGUGAUGAGUAAUGAGCGAAGAUAUGAUGUGGUUCUAUCGAUGAUUGUUUUGUACAUAAACUGAUACCAGUGUAACAUCCUGCAGGAAUGGAGUGAUGGCCAGCUAACGAGUGAGUACAGAUCACAAUGAUGAGUAGUGAAAGGGGCACCAGUGACGAAACGGACUGCCGAGUGAUAAAUGACAUGGAGUUUAUGAAGAAGCUUUUUGGAAGCAGUCCUAUAAACGAUGUCACUGUAAUCUAAGAUGGAAGGAUUGUCAUUUUGACCAAGGUUUGCUUUGCAGAAUGAGUAAGGAUGACCUGUUGUUCUUGACUCGGUUGACUUGACUCUAUUCUAUUCUAAAAUAUUCUACAAUUCUGAUAACUUUUAAAUCAAAAUUGAAAACUUUGAGGUUUUCAUCUGCCUUUGAGUCUUAUGCCGCACCUUCUGCAUUGUCACUGCAGCUGGCUUUUCUAAAUUAUUUUAAUAAUAAUAAAAGUAAGUGCUGCAUAUAUCAUAUCUUAUAUUUGAUCAUCUUAUAUGCUGCUUUUAGUUUUUUGUUGUUUUUAUGUCCUUUUUAUAGUUGUCUAUGUUUUUAGUGUAUAGCAUGUUCAGCGCCUUGUACUCCUGCAAAGGCGGUGGAAGGUACUAUAUAAAUAAAGAUUGAGUGAUUGGUAUCAAAUCUACUGAAAUGAGCAUCAGGUGCAUGUGUGUAAAUCUGCUGCUUCCUGUGCACUGUUGAUCGUUACUCUGUCUCUAAACGCCCCGUUAAUUUUAUUGCUUUAACUUUGUUGAAAACCAAAUCAUUCCAAUGUGAUAAUCAAUCACAUCCAAUGCACACACUCAACAAGGUAAGUGCACCGCCAGCUCAUUAUAUCUGAUUUUGAUAAGCUGCAGCACACUGAAAGUGUUUCAUCAGCAUUUGAAUGAAAAGGGACUUAUUUUCCCCAACAGAUAAGUGAAUGAUUCAGGUCUAUCACUUCACAAAUGAGCUAUUUGUUAUAAUCAUAGAAGUUGUGUGUGUGUGUGUGUGUGUGUGUGUGUGUGUGUGUGUGUGUGUGUGUGUGUGUGUGUGUGUGUGUGUGUGUGUGUCUGUGUGUGUGUUUGUGUGUGUGUGUGUGUGUGUGUGUGUGUGUGCGUGCGUGCGUGCGCGCGUGUGUGUGUGGAGGCUUUUGUUGCUUGAGACAAAAGACAAUGUUUUGUCCUGAUUAGAACUUUUAAAUCCAGGCACGUGCUAAUGUAGAUUAAACCCCUAUAUCUUUUGGUCUUGAUGUAUUUUUGUGUCCCUUUUUUUCUCUCUCUCUCUACGCAGGUGUAGAAGCAGAUUCUUGUUCAUUCAUUCUUGUGAACCCCCUAUUCCCCAUCUCUUCCUUCUCUCUCCCCCUUUCUGUUACACUUAUGUCUCCGUCAUAUUUUAAACAACCGAAAAUAUUACUAAUAAAGUUUUGGUAUAAGGAAUGGCAUUAUAGCAGAAGCUAUUACGCUCCACCUGUGAGAAUAAAGCUGCAAGGCUUGUCUUCGACAUUCAGACAUCAUUUCUGAUUGCUUCACAGCCGGACAGGACACGGUAAAAUAAAAAGUGCACAAUCCCUGUUUAGUCAGGGACAAAAGUAUCAGGAAGUGGACAUGACACAUCCCUUAAAUAUUUAUGUUUCCUCAUAUUUAGUGGCACUUAAAUGUAUAUGAAAUUUUAAAAUUGUUUCUGCAGGAAACUAGCUCCCUAUAGAAAUGUUUUAUUCUCUAGUGUUUACCGGAAAUGAGAGACUUUGCAGCUGAAUUAAACUGCAGAUAUCAAUUCUCAGGCAUCUUUUAAAUUUUUAUUAGGGGUGGGAAUUUAACAUGUUAAUUAUGAUUAAUUAACUACACAACAUUUUUGAAAAAUUAAAUCACAGCUCAUACUUCAAGCAAAGCGGAACUUUUGUCAGUGCGUUAUUUCCUGCUUGACCGAUUACACUGAUGCACACGACAAAACCCCGCUCGACUAAUGACUACUGAAAUGAAGAAAUUAGAAGAAAGCACAUUAAAAUUAGCUUGGGCGGAUGCGCUGUUUUAGAAAACCCGUCAGACAGUCGGACAUUGCCGACAUGUUUUGUAUCAAUCAAAUUUGAGAAAGAGUAGACACUUUAUUGAGAUUUUGUUUUUACCCUUUCUUUGGUCUAGUUUUAAAAAGGGCGAACAUUUGUAAAAAAAUUAAGGUGAAAUAAGUUCAAAUGUCAGUUUACAGAGCGAAUGAUGUCUAGUGUCUGAUUGAUCACAUGGAUUUUCUUGUUCAGGUGAACAUUUUUGAUUACUUGCAGCUCACUUGAGGACUAAACCUGAAAUCCUACUUAAAGUGAGAAUUGAUGUAUUAAUGGAAAAGGGAAGAAAAAGAAAAUAACUAAAGUUUAAAGAAAAUGUUAACACAGCAGUUCAGAUGAAAAGGUUAAAGGUCACUGCUGAUGCCUGAAUUCUUAGGUCUCCAUUGGACUUUAUUGGACCUCACCACAAAAAGAUAAAUGACAUCCCAAAAAUCCCCGAUUUCUUCAGAGACAAACUUUUCUGUUCCACAAGUUUAAAGACACAUUCAUUAUGUCCCAAGCAAACACCCUGUCUCUAUGCUGGUCCAUUUCAGGGCGGUACCGUCCAGGCAGAGACAAACCAGACCCCAAGACGUGGAAAGCAAAUUUCCGAUGUGCCCUGAAUUCCUUACCAGACAUUUGUGAGCUGCGGGAGCACAGCAGGAAGAGAGGCACCAAUGCAUACAGGGUGUACAGGAUCCUGCCCAACUCUCAGAUUCACAGAAGGAGAAAAGGUCUCCGAUUGUUCAACUGUCCUCAGGAAAGACAGAUGAGUUUACAAGAUUAUAAACUUGAUGACACACACAUCUCACACACUUGGCAGCCUGGAACGACACGGCAAAUAUCAGAGACACCGCAGAAGGUGGAGACGUGCACACAACUCAUCUUUACCGGCACUGAGCCACAUGGAAUGUGGGAGCCCAAACCAGAGGAACAGGAACACAGUGAGACCGUCCACAAGCUGAUAGACCACUUCAGUAGCACCGACCUCUGGAGCCAGACAUUGGAGCAGAGAGAAUGGAGGAUGCACAGUCUUUGGGACCAGUCACACUGUGCAGUUGAUGAAAACCUGUACCCUCCUCACGCUGAGGGCUACAGUGAGCUGUUUGGUCCAAACUACCUCAAGGAGCUCUCUGACUGGUCCACACAUCAGCAAAUGCUGAUGCUAUAGUUGUGUGUCCCUUUUCUUUCUGUGUGUUUAUCUUCUUACACCUCUUGCUGCUUUCCUCCUGCUGCUGCGUUUCUGCUGAGCCGACAACUGAAGGACAGAAAUAAGAGAGCGAUCAUCAUCGCCCUGUAAGUCAGCCUCGGUGCUGAGGAGGCUGCGAUGAGGAUCUGGUUCCAAGCCAAGCGGUGCCGCUGCUGUUCACCGUGGGUCAGUUGGCUCAAACUCACCAAGCUGACACCAAGCUCACGAACACUGCAGCUGUCGGGGUAAAUGGAUUUGAUUUCACAGGAUCAAAUUAUUACUCUUCUGUGACUUUCUCUGGAUGUUCAACAACAAAGUGCAGACAAAAGAAGUGAUUGUUUCUAAAUGUGUGUUUUUCUUUUAUUCUCUAACUUCAGAGGAAAAACCAUCCUGAACAUCUUGUAUAAAUAUUAUAUUUGACCCUUCUGUGUGGUUUGUAACGUGAGAUAAUGCAGUUUUGUUUUUGUGUGUGUUUGAAACUGUUUGUAACAAAAAUAAACAGAUAACUACUGAAUUAUACUUUGCCGUUAAAAUUUUUGCACUUUACCAUUUGGACUUUUGUCACAUGGAUAUAUUUACAUAGUGUGAAACUGUUAUGGGUCUGUGAAUAGAGUGUUAAAUGACUCCUCAUGGUUCAUUAGUUUUGAAGGAUUCCCAAGACCUUUGUUUAUCUGAAGCUAAUGUUGCACGACUGUUUUUACCUCCAAGUCCAUUAGGCUUCAUUGUGAUGUCUUUUUUAUGAAUAUAAUUCUUGUUAUAGGAGAUAAAAUACCAUGUUUCAUCUUUACCUAUUUUACACAACUGACCAGUUGUAGACCUUGGGGUGAUGGUGGCACAGGAGUUAAGUACUUGCCUCGAGAUCGGAAGGUUGCAGGUUCAAGCCCCACUCAGUUUGUCCAGGACUCUAGAAGGUGCUAUAUCAAAUUUACCAUUUCACACCUUUUUGAAAAUCACAUUCAGUUACUUUCAUGGUGAGCUUUCAGUGUUUACCAAUAAACACUGGUCACCAUAAACAUUUAUAUUACUUCCUUACUCCAUAAAGCAGCU
Nothobranchius furzeri (turquoise killifish) is the source of this 4478-nucleotide messenger RNA. It is a transcript of the gene irf1a, whose product is annotated as interferon regulatory factor 1a. Gene Ontology annotation, cellular component: nucleus. Gene Ontology annotation, biological process: regulation of transcription by RNA polymerase II; immune system process. Gene Ontology annotation, molecular function: RNA polymerase II cis-regulatory region sequence-specific DNA binding; DNA-binding transcription factor activity, RNA polymerase II-specific. The record is from RefSeq and is a predicted model, not a curated record. Lineage: Eukaryota; Metazoa; Chordata; Actinopteri; Cyprinodontiformes; Nothobranchiidae.